AUGGCCGAUAACGACGAUACCGGCGGCAAUCCCGUCAACGAGCCCCUCGAUCUCGUGCGCCUAUCUCUCAACGAAACGGUGUUUGUGAAGCUGCGAGGCGAUCGCGAACUCCAAGGCCGUCUGCACGCAUAUGACAACCAUUGCAAUCUGGUGCUAGGCGAUGUUACCGAGACCAUCUACAUGGUGGACGAGGAGGAUGAAGAAAAUGUGCGCAGCGUCAAGAAGCAGUCGGAGAUGCUGUUUGUGAGAGGAGACUCCGUCGUCCUGAUUUCGCCCCAGCAAUGA
Ramularia collo-cygni is the source of this 285-nucleotide messenger RNA. Its product is annotated as probable U6 snRNA-associated Sm-like protein LSm3. Gene Ontology annotation, biological process: P-body assembly; mRNA splicing, via spliceosome. NCBI's taxonomy places the organism in Eukaryota, Fungi, Ascomycota, Dothideomycetes, Mycosphaerellales, Mycosphaerellaceae. The coding region runs from base 1 to 285 and encodes 94 amino acids. Gene Ontology annotation, cellular component: U4/U6 x U5 tri-snRNP complex; U6 snRNP; P-body. The transcript has 3 exons. The record is from RefSeq and is a predicted model, not a curated record. Gene Ontology annotation, molecular function: RNA binding.